AUGGUAUCUGCUCCUGUUCCUCAGUACAUGAAGGGAAGUUUGAACAGGAGGCAUGUACAGCAGCAGUACAUUGUUGCUUCUAGCCUCACACGGAAGGCAUCGAGCAAGGAGCUGAUAACAUCUUCCAUCGUCGAACGCACUAAUUUUCUAAUGGACUUCAUUGGAGAAUGUCGUCAGUCACAACGCAGCGUUGCACCUCUGAUGUAUUCUAAAGGAGAAUUCGCAUUUCAAAACAAAAGCCGAGUUGCACAGUUGGUCUCGCGACUAGAAAACGCUUCAUCUAAAAAGCCGCCUUUGGCUGUUCCAGAAGUAGUUGACGGUCCUGAUGAACCUAAGAAACUCAAACGAAAAUAUGCGAAACAUCUAACAAGCACGAAGAUCCUGCAUAGCAUAUUUGGUCGUGACAGUGAAAAGAAAAAGUCCGAUCCAACUUUAUCAGAUGGAGGGGUUGUAGCUUUGACUGGUGGUGCUGUUCGUGAGCCAGUUGUUUUAAGAAAUCGGCAAAAUGGCGGAUCACUUGGAAGCAGGUCUGAAAACGCCAAGAGUACUCACAUAGAACCAUCAAGGAUACGUAGUCUCAUCAAAAAGAGGAGGUCCGAGGGCUGCAUUGCAGUGACAGCUGAUGAAGCACCUAAAAAUCAACGCUCAAAGACCGGAAAACAGUCAGAUGGUUUUUCUUCACGCAUGGAAUCACCACGUUGUGGCUCCGCCUUAGUUGAUAUAUCACGAAGAGAGCUGGAUUUGAAGGAGGGAGAAGAUAUCGUUCUUCGUCCUCUCGAACCUCGUCUCGAAGAUCGCCCCACUCCAUCUCUUGUCAUCGAAAAGAAAUCCUCACCGGAUCUGAGUGCACCUACGGCUACGUUUUUGGAGGAGUGCCAAUAUCCGUUGAGAAGACGUCCUUAUAACACCAUCGGAGGUGGUCCUUUGAUGAAAUGUGAAAGAAGAAUGCUUCAUUCGAGGCCGCUGAGCAGGACAAUGACUGCGGUUGAGAACAGGAUUUUACCACCGCUGUAUGAGAAUGGCAGCACAUCCGAGGAUCAGCAGCAGAAGAGGCCCAAGAAGAGGUACAUGGGGAGCCACACAACCAGCUCCUUCCAAGGAAAGAAUGUGGCUGCACCUGAUGCUACUCCUAGGCGUCACCUAAUUGGAUUUCUACACCGCACCAGUCACCUUUCGCUUACAAGACAUCGAGGACGUCGGUUUGAGGACUCCACUAUUGGUUCAGAAAGUGAUGCACGUAUGUUCUCGGAUGAUGAUGACCGGGGAUCAACCACCACGGAUAUCACCUCCGUCUCACGACAACAUGAGAACAUGUAUCGCAAACAACGACGGCGUCGGCAGUAUCGUCGACCCUCGAGAGCAUCUUCGUUUUCUAGUAUAACCGAGUCAUCUAUGAGUCUGGACGUGGAUACAGUAAUCCUCAACAUGGAUACUGUGAACUUCCUUGGAAUCUCAAUUGUUGGGCAGAGUUCAGCACGUGGAGAUAAUGGGAUUUAUGUGGCGAAUAUCAUGAAAGGUGGCGCAGUUGCGUUGGAUGGGCGCAUCAGUGCCGGUGAUAUGAUAUUGCAAGUAAACGAUAUCUCGUUCGACAACUUCACUAAUGAUCAAGCUGUGGAUGUUUUACGUGAUGCCGUUGCGCGCAAAGGCCCAAUAAAGCUUACUGUGGCAAAAUGCUUCGACAGCGGUCCAAAGAGCUGUUUUACGAUCCCCCGAAACCAUAGAGAUGAGCCAGUAAGACCUAUUGAUACGCAAGCAUGGAUUCAACACACUAAUGCUAUGCGUGGGAUGCCCAGCAUUCUUGAAGGCUCUGAAGGUGCUCCCACACCAAUACCUGGCGAUUGGCCUCAUGGUCGGCCUCCAAGCAGCUCCACGGUGACGUCUACGGGUUCCAAUGGACAGAACACAGUUGUUACCGGGCAACAUGUUCGGUUGGAUAUUCACACUGAUAAAAAGAAGGUCGUGGAAGUAAUGGCCAUGCCAAACUCAGGGCUUGAUAUCAAAAAUAGAACAUGGCUGAAGAUUCCUAUACCGAUGUCAUUCUUAGGCAAGGAUCUGCUUGAUUGGUUGCUAGCUCACGUUGACGGUCUGCUUGAACGGAAGGACGCUCGAAAGUAUGCUGCUGAGUUGCUGAAGCGUAAACUCAUCGCGCAUGUCGUUAAUAAGAUUACCUUCACCGAGCAGUGUUACUAUGUGCUCGGAGAGGAAUGUGCAGACUUUGCGCGUUACCGAGCUCAUCCUGAGGAUCUGGUUGCACAUCAACACGCUGCUGCACAACAACGGAUGCAAUGGACGACGACCGGACCCGGCGGUGCCAAGGCGCCGGCAUCGAUGGUAAGCGGGUAUGCAUCAAUGCCAGUCUCGCCUUUUCCUCAUUUUACUGUGGCAGGUGGCGCCGCGGCACAUCGUGCAUCUGGACCCGACGUGAGAUCCCAAGCAAGUGGUGGCUCAGGUGAAGGAAGCGGGUCUGGUAGUGACCACAAAAGACAUCGUAAUGUGGUGAUCCCCGCGGCGCCGUCAACGUCGGCGAUUCCACCACGGUUAGACGAGUUACCAUCUGAUCUUGCAGCUAGUCGGCAGUCAUUUCGUAUGGCAAUGAAUCACCCUUAUGAGUUUUUUGUUGAUAAUUUGUAA
Messenger RNA from Ostertagia ostertagi, 2631 nucleotides. The record is from the annotation of a GenBank genome assembly. NCBI's taxonomy places the organism in Eukaryota, Metazoa, Nematoda, Chromadorea, Rhabditida, Trichostrongylidae.